Molecule: messenger RNA, 2606 nt
Organism: Pelmatolapia mariae (spotted tilapia)
Lineage: Eukaryota; Metazoa; Chordata; Actinopteri; Cichliformes; Cichlidae
Product: potassium voltage-gated channel subfamily A member 3
Exons: 1
Coding region: 68-1663 (531 amino acids)
Biological process (GO): potassium ion transmembrane transport; protein homooligomerization
Cellular component (GO): membrane; voltage-gated potassium channel complex
Molecular function (GO): delayed rectifier potassium channel activity; protein binding
Source: RefSeq, a predicted model, not a curated record
CAAGGCUGUGGUGGCGACGGCUGUGGUUGACCGGGGUCCGCGGAGGGGGCGAGGCGGCCGCCCCUGUAUGCGUCUUCAACCGCGCAUGGACGACCACCUCAGCCUCCUUCAAUCACCCCCGCCAAGCGCAACCAAAACCCGGGGCGACAACCUGGUGAACCACGGAUACACCGAGACAGAAGCCGACGUGAUGACUGUUGUGGCUUGUGACAACAUGCUAGAAGAGUCAGCGGCUCUCCCGGGCCACCACUCUCUGGAUCGUUAUGAACCGGAUCACGAAUGCUGCGAGAGGGUGGUCAUCAACAUCUCAGGGUUACGAUUUGAAACGCAGCUAAAGACUCUCUCGCAAUUUCCAGAGACGCUGCUGGGUGACCCCAAGAAGAGGAUGAGGUACUUUGAUCCCCUCAGGAAUGAAUACUUUUUCGAUCGGAACAGACCCAGCUUUGAUGCCAUCCUCUAUUACUACCAGUCUGGCGGGCGCAUAAGAAGACCUGUGAAUGUGCCCAUUGACAUUUUUUCUGAGGAGAUACGCUUCUACGAGCUGGGCGAGGAGGCUAUGGAGAAGUUCAGGGAGGAUGAGGGUUUCAUAAAGGAGGAGGAGCGACCGUUGCCUGAGAAUGAAUUUCAAAGACAGGUGUGGCUGCUUUUUGAGUACCCAGAGAGCUCUGGUCCCGCCCGGGGAAUCGCAAUAGUCUCAGUCUUGGUCAUUCUCAUCUCCAUUGUCAUUUUCUGCUUAGAGACAUUGCCGGAGUUCAGGGACGAGAACAGGGAUCCAAUCACCAUUGCGCCUGUGAUAAAUGGCACACUCCCCUAUUUCAUCAGCCCAUUCUCGGACCCGUUCUUUGUAGUGGAGACGUUGUGUAUAAUCUGGUUCUCAUUCGAGCUGCUAGUGCGCUUCUUUGCAUGCCCGAGUAAGGCCACGUUCUCCAAAAAUAUUAUGAACAUUAUAGACAUUGUGGCCAUUGUUCCCUAUUUCAUUACACUUGGCACAGAGCUGGCAGAAAGACAAGGGAACGGACAGCAGGCCAUGUCUUUAGCCAUUCUGCGCGUAAUUAGGCUUGUUCGGGUGUUUCGUAUCUUCAAACUGUCGCGUCACUCUAAGGGGCUUCAGAUUUUAGGACAGACUCUAAAGGCCAGUAUGCGUGAGCUGGGCCUGCUCAUCUUCUUCUUAUUCAUCGGUGUCAUCCUCUUCUCCAGUGCUGUCUACUUUGCUGAGGCAGACGACCCAGAAUCGGGUUUCAACAGCAUCCCGGACGCAUUCUGGUGGGCUGUUGUCACCAUGACCACAGUGGGCUACGGGGACAUGCACCCCGUGACAAUUGGGGGAAAGAUUGUGGGGUCUUUGUGCGCAAUUGCUGGCGUGCUGACUAUUGCCCUGCCUGUACCUGUCAUCGUCUCCAAUUUUAAUUAUUUCUACCACAGAGAAACGGAGGGCGAGGAGCAGGCACAGUACUUGCACGUGGGCAGCUGUCAGCCUUUAGCAGACACCGAGGAGCUGAGGAAGACUCGCUCUUCUUCUUCACUCAGCAAGAGCGAGUACAUGGUGAUAGAAGAGCACGGGAUAAACAGCACGUUCAAACAGCAGCCCAACUUCCCCACUACCGCUCAGAACAACUCGCAGAAUUGUGUGAAUAUAAACAAAAAGAUUUUCACCGACGUGUAGCCAUUAUUUUAGAGCCAUAACCCUGAACACAGGAAGUGGUGACGAAUCAACACACAGCUGGUUCUGCCGUUGCGCACCAGCGUGUGGAAGCAGCGGUAGAUCAGAAAGAAAGAAAGAAGAAAAAAAAAACAGAAAAAAGAAAAAAGAAGCGAAAGAACAGAACCUGUAUGUUCAGAGAUGCUGCUUUGCUGUCCAUUCAAAGAAUCGGGAUUUUUCAUUUCAGUGGUAUGAAUUCAUAAUUCUGUGUGGUUCCAUUCGCGCUUGUAAGAAGAUGAAGAGCUCCUUAUAAAGUAUUAGAUCUACCAUUCUUCUCUGAGUGAGGGGGGUUGACCUGUUGUGACUCGGGCAAUAGUGAGUAUAUUUUUCACAACAGGUAGACAUAGAAGCUUUAUAACUGUGACAGAUGUGCACAAAUGUAUAAUACUUGAAGGGCACUCACAUUGUAUUAACAUGCGUUAUGGGUCGUGAUCCGUCAAUCAUCGGCUAUGUAUAAUAUCCAGAAUCAUUUAAAUAUGUUUGUGUGUGCGUGUUUAAACACAUGUGAAGUCUGAAAAACACAGUUCAGCAUAUAAUAUCUCAAUUAGACCGUUUUGUGCUAUGCCUUUAUUGUGCGUUAAAGUCUAGUCCAAAUGCUAUUCUCUUUAAAAAAAAAAUAUAUAUAUAUAUAUAUAUAUAUAAGAAUUCCCAACAAUUUCUUUGUAUGCAUUCUACUGGUUGGCUUUUAAUGGUUAAACGGCGACAUGUAAACACAGGGGCCAGCCGACUCCAGUUCUCAUUAUCGAUGCAAGACACACGUGCAGCGAAGAAACACUGAGCUUUUUUUUGCGCACACAAACAGUGAUCAAAGAUGGAGCGUGUCUCUUUUCGGAUGCCUCGAAUAUAGCCCACUGUGAUGGAGUCUCCAUGGCGACGGUCGUUACCUCGGUAACCCCCCCCCCCCCCC